AUGGACUUGCCCGGGGACUCCAGCCCGUCUGGCCCGCCGCGUCUGUGCCGCCAGCCACUAGCGCGAGCAUUAUGGGCAGCUGGGAGCCCAAAGCGGCCGAGGCUGCAGCUCCAGGGGGCUCCUUCGCCCCUGGAAAAAGCCUCCCGACGGGUCCUUGCCGUGGUGCUGGAAGAUGUCAUGGCUGCCCACAUGGCUCCUCUGGUGCCCCAAGAGGAAGCGUCCAUCCCUCUGCACCACAGCAACCAUUGGGAUUCCGUCCACAGCCAACCACCUGCCUCAGCAUCCCAACAGUCUGUGUGGUCCCCACAGCCCAGGUCUCCCAAUCCUCUGCACUUGUGCCGAGAGCCCUUGAGCCGUGUCCACCGGCCCCCUUCAACGCUGAGGCGACGACCAAGGACAAGCCCUGGCCCAGAGGAGUCCUCUUCACAGGAGGUGGACCGGGUCCCCCAGCCCACCCUGGUGGUGAUGCUGGAAGACAUUGCUGGUCCCAGGCCCCCAGCUGAGGGUUUUGUCCACGAGACCUCCAACUUCAUCGUUCCAGCACGAAGAGCCGAGCCCAUGACAGUGGUUCACCAGCCACUGCCUGUGCCCAGGGACCUGGAACCCCCAUUCCAGUCACCUGCCCUGCCUGUAGGCCAUUCAGAGAGCCCACCACCAGCCCCAGAUCCUGACCUGGAGUCCCCAUCAACCCCACCGACGUCCAGCCUUUUACGUCCCCGUCUCAGUCCCUGGGGCUUGGCCCCCCUCUUCCGUUCCGUCCGCUCCAAGCUGGAGAGCUUUGCCGACAUCUUCCUCACACCCAACAAAGCCCCGCAGCCCCCACCCCCGGCACCUCCCAUGAAGCUAGAGUUGAAGAUUGCCAUCUCAGAAGCUGAGCAGUCCAGGGCACCUGAGGGUGUCACAACCGUCAGUCCCCGGCCGCCUAUCCGCCAGUGGCGGGCUCAGGACCACGGUCCCUCAUCGUUGCUCCCUAAGCCCUCUCUGGGCCGAAGCCACUCCUGCCCUGAUCUAGGGCCCCCUGGCCCAGGUGCCCGCACCUGGCUCCCCAUCCCAGCCCAUCUAAGCCGUCCUCGUCCCCGGCGCCAUACCGUGGGUGGUGGAGAGAUGGCCCGAGCCCCACCACCACCUCGGCCCUGUCUCCGGAAAGAGGUGUUUCCUCUCGGAGGAGUGGGAGCCUCCCCUCCCCUCACCACAUCUUGUUCGUCCACUGCGUCCACGUCCUCCUACUCUGAGCCUGCAGACCCCAGGCUGGGCUCACCCCAGAGGAAGGAGCCAAGGGCCCCAGAGGACCAGGUCCUUUCAGACCCUGAGACCAAGAGCAUGGGGAAGGUUUCUCGAUUUAGAAUACGCAGGACACCAGCCCGGCCUCAACACAACCUUACGCCCAUGGGGCUGCCUCGACCAGUCAGGUUGAACAAGAAGGAGUUCAGCUUGGAAGAAAUUUACACCAACAAGAAUUACCAAUCACCCACAACCAGGAGGACCUUUGAGACCAUCUUUGAGGAACCCCGGGAACGCAAUGGAACUCUGAUCUUCACCAGCUCAAGGAAGCUCCGGAGGGCUGUAGAAUUUCGGGACAGCAGCCUUCCUCGCUCCCGACGGCCCUGCAGAGGGGUACGUGCUGCAGCAGGCAGGACCCUUACUCCCAACCUGGCCCCUAACCCAGACGUGGGACCGCUGCUGCAGCAACGGCUGGAGGAGCUAGAUGCGUUGCUCCUGGAAGAGAAGGAGGAGGAGGAAAUGGAUGGGGAGCAGCCCCACUGGACCUAG
This is a messenger RNA of Orycteropus afer afer, 1770 nucleotides long. RefSeq names its product proline rich 14 (gene PRR14). Gene Ontology annotation, cellular component: nucleoplasm. The coding region runs from base 1 to 1770 and encodes 589 amino acids. NCBI's taxonomy places the organism in Eukaryota, Metazoa, Chordata, Mammalia, Tubulidentata, Orycteropodidae. The transcript is spliced from 11 exons. The record is from RefSeq and is a predicted model, not a curated record.